GGGAUGUGACAUUUAAGUGGCCUUCUUCGACAAUAUACUGGAUCGUCAAUCUAUGGUCCAAUGAAAUAGCUUACAGUCGACUAUUUCCCAUGGUAUUCACUGGAAAUAGUCCAAGCCAUGAAUGGGUGAAUUCCAAUAUGUCUACUCCUUGAUUGGCGGAUGCCUAAUUGUGCCACGUCAAUUAUGGAGGGAUGGGCGGUGUCCUAAAUGUUGAAAUAGCAUUCAAUUCAUCGAAGAAUUUGUUGAAGAGCGCCUACCUGACUCACUUCGUACAGAUCUGUACCUACCUAGGCAUCCAUUGAAUGAAAUAUUUCAAUGGGAAGUUACAGCGCGUGUAACACUCGUUAGCGGUACUUAGGUACCUAAAAAGCUUAAAUCGUUUAGCGCAACGCGUGCAGCUAUUUUUGCUGGUUGCUCCCUUCAACGGACGGCCCCACAAUACCCAUUUAUUUUUCAGGGCAAGGUUCCCAUUGCUCAAUCGCUGAAGCUUGUGCCAAUUUCUAAACAAAGCCAUCCUGCCAUCUUCUGAACCAGCAAUCUCAUAAUAACAGAACCGUUAUUGAACGAACUACACCGAUUCAUCGAUUCUAGUUGCAUUAUUCAAUACGUUCCUUAUCUCCUCUCCUCUCCUUUGCUAUUGCUAUUCCUUCUUCCUAUUUCCUCUUGCUCUUGCUUAUGGUUGUUGAUCAAUUGACUUGAAAAAAUUAUGUCUGUUCGUGUGAUUGCGCGGAUACGUCCGCUCCUAGAAAAGGAAUUGGACAAAGACGUGAUCGUACGCUCCGCGAGCAACGACGAUGGCAAGACUAGCAAUAUCGUCAAAAUACCGAACCCAAAAAAUGAAUCCGAGGAAUUCUCAUUCACUUUCAACGGCGUGUAUGACCAGGCGACCACACAAGAGGAGCUAUUCACCUCGGAAGUUUCUCCUCAUCUCAAAUCGCUCUUUAACGGCCUCGACGUGACGAUAUUUGCCUAUGGUGUCACCGGAACCGGUAAGACCCAUACGAUGCGCGGUGGAUUGAAGUUGGCCGAGCGUGGUGUUAUCCCUAGACUUCUUAGUGGCGUCUUCCGACGAGCCAAGAAGAUCGGUAAGGAUACCGAAGGCGAGACUACCGUAGAUGUGGCCCUCUCCUAUUACGAAAUUUACAAUGACAAGGUCUUCGACCUACUCGAGCCCAUCGAAAAAAGGACACCAUCGGGUCUACCUCUACGAGCAGAGGCUAACGGCAAGACUGUCGUGGCUGGUUUGUCUGAGCGACCUUGCCAAGACUUGAAAGAUUUCGAGCGAUUGUAUAUCGAGGCCAACAACAACCGUGUAACUGCUGCUACGAAGCUCAAUGCCCAUAGCAGUAGAAGUCAUGCUAUCUUGCGUGUUAAGCUUAUACAGACCACUGGAGACAUGGUCCGAGAAAGCACAGCAUCGGCCAUUGACUUGGCUGGUUCGGAGGAUAAUCGUCGAACGGAGAAUGACAAGGAGCGUUUGAUCGAGUCUGCUGCCAUCAACAAGAGCUUGUUUGUGUUGAGUCAGUGCAUCGACGCCAUUUCCAGAGGAGAUCGCCGUAUACCGUUUAGAGAAUCGAAGAUGACGAGGAUUCUCUCACUCGGUCAGAACAAUGGCAUCACUAUCAUGUUUUUGAACCUCGCCCCGAUUCGAAGCUACCAUCUCGAUACCCUCAGUAGCUUGAAUGUUAGCUCUAGAGCUAAGCGCAUCGAAGUCCGCGAGAUCGAGAAUGAGGUCGUCUUCAAACAACCCCCACGUGCCAUUUCCAAGUCUGGUUUAGGCAUAACUCGCCAACCGCUGCGCCCUCUUGCAAAUGCGCAUAACAUCCAUUCGGGGACCGUCGCGAAGGCCGCGGAUAAACCUGCCGAUCGUCCGGUGAAGGCUUUCAGCGUCUAUACCGAUCGGUUAAAGCCACCACAGCCUACAGCGCGACCCAUGGCUAAUACCACCAUGAAGCGAUCACCUUCACACAAGCGUCCCUCCGAUUCUUCAGAUGGUGGUAAUAGGCCGAGCAAGAUCACCCGUCCAGCGCUAAUACCCAAGUCGGCUAAGCCACCGCAACAAAUGCUACCUCCCAUGUCCGCAGACCAGAUCGAAGCAAUGGUGGAGAAGAAGGUAAGCGAAAUCUUAGCUUCUCGGACGCAAGCUGCGCCGCCACCACCUGAGAUCAAUGAAGCUGUUCGGAGACGUCUUGAGGCUCUAGAGAAACGCAUCGAAGAUGAACGUCAUGACGACAAUCGCUCGGAUGGUCUGCGGUUUUUGGUAAUGGCGCGACAGCAUAAGGAGCGCGGAGAAGAAGCAAGUGCGCUCAAGUUGUACGAGAUGGCAUUGCCUUACUUCCCAGGCCAAGCAAAACUCAUCGGAAAGAUUGAGAAACUGAAGGCUCGACUAGAGGCUAAACGCGAGGCCCUAGAUUCGUCUUCUGGUGAAAUGGAGCGCGAGAUUAGCAGAAGUCCGGCCAAGAGUUCAGCUAGGAGUCCAAUGAAGAGUCCGUUUAAGAGUCCAACCAAGAAGCAUAAGAAGCCUAGCCGGCCCGCCGAGGACGAUGGCUACAAUGGUGCGGAAGCAGACGACGAUGACGAUGACUUCAUGGGCCGGGGUCGUACGAAGACUAAGAAGUCUAGAGCUAUGAAGGCAUCUAGCGAGUCGGCAACGAUAGAGGAAGGUCCGGUAUCGCGAAACUUGUUGUACAUUGUUAACUCGCGAGACAUUUCCCUGAUCACUACUCUCCAGGGCUUCGGACCGAAGAAAGCUAGGGAUCUAGUGGAAUACCUAGAGCUCAUUGCGGAGGACGGUGGUCGCAUCAACUCGUUAGAGCAGCUUAGAAUGGCCCCCGGGAUGGGUGGACGCGCUAUAGACCGUGCUUACGAGGGUCUGCUUGCCUCUCCUGGAUUUUCUUGAUUCGGCGUCUUUCAUUCGUCGUUUUUCAUCGUUUCUAGUCGCUUUGUGAAGGCUGCAUCUGCAUUAGCUGGCGGUUUUUUCUUGGCCGUCUAGGCAUGGACGGAGUGAACCGAAAUUGCAUUGGCACGGCGUUUUUAAGGGGGUUUAUAGGCAUUUGAUUUGUUAGGAUUGGGGCAUAUUCAUUUGAGGACGUCCUGUGGUGAUUUUCCCCUGGAUCAGAUUCAUAGGGCUAUAGUUUGCAUUGGUUUCACUGUAGUAAAUUGCUUUAAUUGGAAGUGUAUGCUUCGUGAUGAGAUGCCUCGAUAUGCUUAACGGAGGACUAGGAAUUUAAUUGAUGCUUAGGUUGGUACCUAGGUAGGUAGGAUUAGAUUCUCAAUGUGAAUGUCUGAGGGAUGAAGUUGAAGCAGAAGUUAAGUUUGAAAA
This is a messenger RNA of Annulohypoxylon maeteangense, 3322 nucleotides long. RefSeq names its product kinesin heavy chain. The record is from RefSeq and is a predicted model, not a curated record. The coding region runs from base 707 to 2899 and encodes 730 amino acids. Gene Ontology annotation, biological process: microtubule-based movement. Lineage: Eukaryota; Fungi; Ascomycota; Sordariomycetes; Xylariales; Hypoxylaceae. Gene Ontology annotation, cellular component: kinesin complex; microtubule. The transcript is spliced from 2 exons. Gene Ontology annotation, molecular function: microtubule binding; ATP binding; ATP hydrolysis activity.